This is a messenger RNA of Sclerotinia borealis F-4128, 786 nucleotides long. NCBI's taxonomy places the organism in Eukaryota, Fungi, Ascomycota, Leotiomycetes, Helotiales, Sclerotiniaceae. The record is from the annotation of a GenBank genome assembly.
AUGUAUCGAUCCAUCCUCUUAUUAGCUUCAACAAUCCUACCUGCCAUUGUCAGUGCCCAACAAUUGGCAGAUGGUUCAAUCGUUCCAUUCUCAUCCGACCUGCCAUCCUGUGCAUCACAAUGUGGACCUCUUUCCGAUGUUCAAGGAGCUUGCGUUCCGCCUGUUACUGCCGAUGUCUCUAGUUCGUGCUUUUGCGCAGAUUCCACAUUAACACCCUUUCUUACGGGAACAGCUGGAGUUUCUUCUGUCUGCGGUGCCACGAGUUGUACAUCAACCGCAGAUUUACAGAGUAUCGAAACCUGGUACGAGCAAUAUUGUAAUACGGGAUCAGCAUCAACCACUACAUCGAGUAGUGGAAGUGCAUCCACUUCUGACUCGAGUUCGGGCUCGAGUUCGGAUAGUACACAUAAAUCAUGGUUCUCUACUCAUGCGAAAUGGGUUGCAAUGCUUAUUGUACUUGUCAUCGGAAUUACGGUUGUUUGGCUCAUAGCAUUCUAUUUCAGACGACGAUAUCUUCGAAGGAGGGAGAGGGAGAUUGAAAUGAGACCUCCAGUUGCUUUGGGACCACAUCAACUCCAAAGUGCGACAGGAGGGUACAGUCAUGGAGAUGGUGCUGUUAAUUCGGCUGAAGGAGGUCAUCAUAAAGAGGCUACUAGAGCAACCGUGACAUCUACGCCAGCGGAGGCAACUAGAGGUAAAAGAGAAAGAUUCAUGAUGGGGGCGUUAGGUUUGGUAAUAUGGUAUGGUGUUUGGGGAAAGGUCAAAGACAUAUGGUCUGGAUUCUGA